CUUCUGGCCUGGAUAUUUUUCUCUCUGUUUGGAGUUGGAUAGAAGAUCAGAAGUAUUUACGAAAAUUGUUCAUUUGGAUGACAUGGAGUUGUUGAACGCCAAAGAUGGGACAGUUCCGAAGACAAUAGAAGAAUGGAAGUUCCUUCUUUGCCUUGUGAAGAGUUAUCACAACAUCCAUGUUUCACAAAAGGACACAUCUGUUACUAAUGGUACUCCUGAAUGGUCAAAUUCUGUUACUGUUGAAAAUGUUGCACUCCUUGCAGCCAGAAUAAUUGGUCCAGAUUGCUCUUUGCAGCUGUUACAAGAAUGUGAUCUGGUGGCUGAAUUAUCAGAAAGAUUUGCCAAGAUUUGUGAGAUACUAAGAAUUGCUGAAAAACGGCAAAGGUAA
Molecule: messenger RNA, 388 nt
Organism: Protobothrops mucrosquamatus (brown spotted pit viper)
Lineage: Eukaryota; Metazoa; Chordata; Lepidosauria; Squamata; Viperidae
Product: Hermansky-Pudlak syndrome 5 protein-like
Exons: 2
Biological process (GO): developmental pigmentation
Cellular component (GO): cytoplasm
Source: RefSeq, a predicted model, not a curated record